This is a messenger RNA of Macrosiphum euphorbiae (potato aphid), 906 nucleotides long. The record is from the annotation of a GenBank genome assembly. NCBI's taxonomy places the organism in Eukaryota, Metazoa, Arthropoda, Insecta, Hemiptera, Aphididae.
AUGGCUUCACAAAUUGAAGAGUUUCUUGCUAAAAAGAAAGAACAAACUACACUAUUGGAUUUACAUAAUUGUACUGCCAAUUCAAAGGAAGAAUUAAGAAAACUUGUCGAAAAAGUGCCAGAGUUCAAGAUAAAACCAGAAAAAAAACUGGGUGAUAUUAAGAUAAGAGAAAAAAAAUUCAAAUUUAAACUGCCUAAGAAAGAAAGUAAAAAAUCAUUCCCAUUUGCCGAACCAACGCCGUCAGAAAUGAAAGGAGUAUCAUUAGACGAGCUGUACUCGGUAAAUAUCCCAUGGAAAAUGCUUACUUCUCUUCGCCCAAAAUCAAAAAUCGAUGAAGAAUAUUUUUCGAGACAAGUCGAACUUGGCACAGCUACUCUUAAGACCAGGAACGCGGAGAAAAAGACGCCACGUGAUAGUUUUCUGCGAAAAAAGAAAAACGCCUCAGGAGGAGUGGAGUCCAAGUUUUUGUCGUGCAAAGAAUGCGGAAUCGAAUUUUGUACGGGCGACAGCUGCAAGAUAUUCGACUACGAUUCGUUCAAACGGGUUGCAGUGACUGCCGUACAGACAACCACCGAACAGACGCAAGAGCCAGCUUCUCAGGAAAAAAAGUCGUCAAAAAAGAAAAAUCCUAGCAAAGGACUUAAUGCGAAAUCUCGAGGGCCGGUGGUUAACGUUAAAAACGCCCCGGCGAAGAAAAACGGCGAGAGAAUUAUAAUCGGCGUGAACACAAAAAAAAAAAAUUCUACCGCUGUUUCGGAUAAAUUAACCAUCGACAAGUCCAACGUAAACGUCAAGACAAUUAUGAAGGAUAAAUUAUUUUCAUCGAAAGCUGAUAUGAAAAAAACCACUGUAACAAAGGAAAAGUCGUUAAAAAAAACACGAAUUGUCGAAAAAAAAGAGCCGUAA